AUGGUCGAACCAUCUGGCGAACGGGUCGGAUUUCGUCUGAGCAAGAAAUGGAAGAGAUUCGUGAAGCCGUAUGCCCCGUUCAGGAGGGUUUAUAGGACCCCGUCAAAGUGUCCCGAGCACACGGUGCCAUACCUAAACCGAGAACAGCUAAUAAGCACGGGAUACUACCCGAACUCUACGCAAAACAGCGUGCCUGGCCAGAGGUCCUAUCAUGUGUUUCUUUUGGUCAAGGGUACCAUAUUAUUCAGCUCAAUAUUAUACGCCGCUUCUGAAUCCCUGGACGACAUUGUGGAAUUGGGACGGGAUCUCGCGUUCAUAAUAGCGUCGUUUUUCAUAUAUUUCAAGUAUAUAUAUUUCCUGCUGUAUGCCGAUAACGUGGACAAGGUAAUCGAUGGCCUCGAGGAGUGCUACCGUUGGGAGAGAGCGGGCCCGGCUGCUGCAGGAGUUCGAUCGGCAAAGCGCUUGCAUUAUCUGAUUGUCAUCGGAAUGCAAAUAAUUUGGGUGGUUUCCAUGAUCAUUUAUAUAGUGCUAUUAAUUUCGACGCCAUUUUUGACACAACAGGAGUUGCCGUUCCAUGCAGCCCAUUCGUUUUACUUGCACGAUCCUUUGAGGCAUCCGAGAAUACACAUUCUCAUCUACUUAUCACAAUCUUUCGACAUUCUAUACUACCUCACGUGGCUGACCGUUACCGAGUGCAUACUUGUGGAUCGAUGCAAUGAGGUAUUCCACGGUCCUUUAAUCAUGCAAAUGAUCGUCAACUUCUUGCUGGUCUCCCUGUCGGUCUUCGAGGCAAUGAUGGCCAGGCACGACCGCAAGGUGGCAGGCCAGUUCAUACUUCUAAUGAUCUUGGCCUUGGGUCACCUGUCGAUGUGGACGAAAUUCGGGGACAUGAUGUCGCAGGAGUCGCUGGAAGUGGCCGAGGCUGCAUACGAUGCCUGCGACCCAAGUGUUGGGUCCAAGAAAAUCGAUGGCAAUAUUCGCCUUAUAAUGUUGCGUGCCCAGGAACCAUUGAUCAUGAGAGCUACUCCAUUUCCCACUUUUAAUAUGAUUAACUACAAGGCCAUACUCAACCAGUGCUACGGAAUCCUCACGCUUCUGCUGAAUACUUUGGACUAG
Drosophila miranda is the source of this 1116-nucleotide messenger RNA. Its product is annotated as putative odorant receptor 65c. The record is from RefSeq and is a predicted model, not a curated record. The transcript is spliced from 5 exons. Gene Ontology annotation, cellular component: plasma membrane. Gene Ontology annotation, biological process: detection of chemical stimulus involved in sensory perception of smell; sensory perception of smell. Gene Ontology annotation, molecular function: odorant binding; olfactory receptor activity. Lineage: Eukaryota; Metazoa; Arthropoda; Insecta; Diptera; Drosophilidae. Bases 1 to 1116 code for a protein of 371 amino acids.